AAAUCUAGUGACUGACAAAUUCAUAUAAACUGAAUUAGUCUAUAUAUGCUAUCAGGUCUCAAGUUCUGUUUUAACUCGACACUGACGAAUCAUGGCGAAUGUGGCGAUUCUUGAGCUCAAUGGAAACUGUGGUAAUACAGUGGAAGAGAUAGUGAAAAUGGAGAGAGAGAUCUUUCCCGAGCACGAAUCACUGACUUCAUUCUUUCACGAUGAACUUAGAAAGAAGAACAGUGGAUUGCUUUAUCUUCACGUGGAUGGCGAACUUGUAGGCUAUGUCAUGUAUUCUUGGCCUUCUUCCUCGUAUGCCACUAUCACCGAGCUCGCAGUUAAGGAGCAAUGGAGGGGACAAGGCCACGGAGAGGCUUUGUUGAAAGCAGCAAUUCAGAAAUGCAGUACAAGUAAAGUUUUGCGCAUAAUGCUUCAUGUGGAUCCCUUGAGGACUCCUGCAGUGAACCUUUACAAGAAACAUGGUUUCCAAGUUGACACAUUGGUUGAAGGGUACUACUCCUCAGAUAGAAAUGCUUAUAGAAUGUACUUGGACUUCGAUUCAAGUUGAAGGAGAAAAUGAAUAACAUUUGACACAUGAUCUGUGGUUAAUUUAAAGAAUGUAAAUGACUCAAACUAUUCAUAAAUUAUUCAAAUUUCAUUUAUUAAAUGUUU
Glycine soja is the source of this 660-nucleotide messenger RNA. Its product is annotated as putative ribosomal-protein-alanine acetyltransferase. NCBI's taxonomy places the organism in Eukaryota, Viridiplantae, Streptophyta, Magnoliopsida, Fabales, Fabaceae. Gene Ontology annotation, molecular function: acyltransferase activity, transferring groups other than amino-acyl groups. The record is from RefSeq and is a predicted model, not a curated record. The transcript has 2 exons. The coding region runs from base 92 to 556 and encodes 154 amino acids.